Cydia strobilella is the source of this 609-nucleotide messenger RNA. RefSeq lists its product as uncharacterized. The coding region runs from base 1 to 567 and encodes 188 amino acids. The record is from RefSeq and is a predicted model, not a curated record. The transcript has 4 exons. Gene Ontology annotation, molecular function: protein kinase A regulatory subunit binding. NCBI's taxonomy places the organism in Eukaryota, Metazoa, Arthropoda, Insecta, Lepidoptera, Tortricidae. Gene Ontology annotation, cellular component: cAMP-dependent protein kinase complex.
AUGGAAAAAUCCGAACGUUACCCAGAGCUGCAAUCUAUUGAGGAGGUGGCACUGGACACCGUGGUGUCCGUCAUGAACAGAGCUAAGGAACAGCUAGGGCAACGGCAAACGCUGAAGGGACUUGCACGUUGCCGUGAACUCUUCGGCGGUAAAACCAAGCUGGACGUCACCGGCCUCCGAGCUCCCCUGGCCAUCACAGCAGAACACUUCAUCGACGACACCAUCAGAUAUCACUGGAAGCUGACAGAUCUCUUCAUGUUCGCCAUCAACUACAAGAACACUUCCAUUGAUGAAACUUCUCAUUACUACUACUAUGAGGCUAUAUUCAGCCAGCCUACAGCCAAGUAUCCCAUACCUCAAGCAACAGCUACAGUCUACUUUAGGGUUCAAGAGAAGUACACUCAUCCAUCCAAAAACGCGCCAGUCCCUUUAAUUCAAUUCCAGCUAGAAGGGCAGCGAACAUCACACGAUAUCCGCUACGUCACGCUCAUGCCCGAAUGGCUGCUGGCCAUCAUCAAGAUGAAAAUAACUCUCUUCAAGCGCAUUGAGGAAUAUAACAUCUUUUGAGACUGUCAUGUAGAUUGAAAACGAGUCCUUAUCCGCCGUUUA